UAACAGAGGGAAAACAAAAGGAUUUUGUGGCGGGUUUCAUGGAACUUAUGCAACUCGAAAGCUCCUACCAAACGAACGUGAGAAAAAGGAAGGCAUCUGAAGCUUUCAAUGAUGAGUUCGACUACCUCUAUGAGAUCGUUACUACAGCCACGGACUGGCAUUUCCUCACGGAAAGGAUUUAUUGCACAAAAGCUGACUAUCACAUCGCCCUUACUAAAGUAAUUUGGAAGACAAUGGGGAACUUCGUCGAGAUGUUAAGAUACAGGAUCAUCACUUCAAGAGAUAGUUUGCGUAAAAAAGGGCUGUAAAGCUCUACAAACUAUUUAAAAGGAUAAUUUCACUGAAAAGCCUAAUAUAAAAUUCAAUGACAAUCACAAAAGUAUCACAAAGAGUAAGAUCAAGA
Rhizophagus irregularis DAOM 181602=DAOM 197198 is the source of this 403-nucleotide messenger RNA. The record is from RefSeq and is a predicted model, not a curated record. Lineage: Eukaryota; Fungi; Glomeromycota; Glomeromycetes; Glomerales; Glomeraceae.